Messenger RNA from Archocentrus centrarchus (flier cichlid), 4130 nucleotides. RefSeq names its product protein NLRC3-like. Lineage: Eukaryota; Metazoa; Chordata; Actinopteri; Cichliformes; Cichlidae. The coding region runs from base 306 to 3098 and encodes 930 amino acids. The record is from RefSeq and is a predicted model, not a curated record. The transcript has 9 exons. Gene Ontology annotation, molecular function: protein binding.
GAGGAGAAGUGAAAGUGAAAGUGAGUCUGUUAGUCAGUGUUGGAAACUUAGCGCCUUUCUCCGUAGAGUUUGUAGAGUUUGUAGAGUUUUGUGGAGUUUUCCCGGAAAGCCGUCCCCGUGUUGUGUGUCCACGCAGCUCUCCGCAGCUUCGGCACCGAGGGGGACCCCCUUUAGACCGCAGAGAGCCCACAGCGAGUCUGUGACAGAAAGGUUGCAGCAGGCCGUUAGCUGAGCCUCCACUUUCCUUCAGAGAGCAGGAGGAGGAAAGAGGAGCUGAGGCGGGACCCACUGAAGUCCAGAAGAUAAUGAUGGAGGAAGAGGAGGGCAGAGCAGAGUCUGCAGGAUCAGUUUGUCAGAGCAGGUCCAAAGAAGAUCCUCCAGGCUUAAGCAAGGAACCUGCAGCCACACUAGGUCAAAGGUCAGAGUCUGGGUACUCCAGCUGUCUGUCUAUGAGGAGUGACAGGUCCAAAGGAAAACCACCAGAGUUCAGUCAUGGACCCAGAACAACAAUAGAGAAGAAGAGGAGCGGGGUCUGUGUGGAGGAGCGGCCGUCCUGCUGUGCUUCCUGUCAGGACGUCCUGAAGGAUCCGGUCUCUACCAGCUGUGGACACUGGUUCUGCAGACAGUGCAUCUCCUCAUACUGGGACCAGUCUGCUUCAUCAGGAGACUCCUCCUGUCCCCAGUGUGGAAAAAGACCCAGAACCAGAGCUGGACUGCAGACAGCCAGUCAGAGCAGCUGUGGACAAACAGAUGCUGGUCUGCAGGAGGUUUUAGAGGAACAUAAGAUCAGUCUGAGGAGGAGAUGUGAACGUGUGACUGAAGGAAGUGAUGAAACAGGAAGUGGAACCCUCCUGAACAGAAUCUACACUGAGCUCUACAUCACAGAGGGACAGAGUGAAGAGGUUCAUACCCAACAUGAGGUGAGGCAGCUGGAGACAGCUUCCAAGAUGGACGCCCUCCAUGAGAGUCCAAUCAGGUGCCACGACAUCUUUAAAGCCUUCCCUGACCAACAGAGACCCAUCAGAGUGGUUCUGACCAACGGCGUCGCUGGCGUUGGAAAAACCUUCUCAGUGCAGAAGUUCAGUCUGGACUGGGCAGAGGGCUUGGAGAACCAACAUGUCAGUGUGGUGAUGCUGCUUUCAUUCAGGGAGCUGAACCUGAUCAGAGAUCAGCAGUACAGUCUUCUGGAGCUGCUCCAUGUUUUCCAUCCAACAUUCCAGAAGGUCCCAGCAGAGAAGCUCGCUGUCUGGAAGCUUCUGUUCAUCUUUGACGGCCUGGAUGAAAGCAGACUUUCAUUGGAUUUCACCAACAGGAAGCUCGUGUCUGAUGUCACACAGAAGUCAUCAGUCAGCGAGCUGCUGACAAACCUCAUCGAGGGGAAGCUGCUUCCCUCGGCUCUCGUCUGGAUAACUUCCCGACCUGCAGCAGCCAAUCAGAUCCCUCCUAGAUGUGUGGACAGGCUGACAGAAGUACGAGGCUUCACUGACGCCCAGAAGGAGGAGUACUUCAGGAGGAGAUUCAGUGAUGAAGAGCUGUCCAGCAGAAUCAUCUCCCACAUGAAGACAUCCAGGAGCCUCCACAUCAUGUGCAGCAUCCCAGUCUUCUGCUGGAUCACUGCUACAGUUCUGGAGCACAUGUUGACCACAGAGCAGAGAGGAGAGCUGCCCAAGACCCUGACUGACAUGUACUCACACUUCCUGCUGGUUCAGACAAAGAGGAAGAAGAACAAGUACCAUGAGAGACAUGAGACGAGUCCACAGGAGCUGACGGAGGCUGACAGGGAAGUUCUUCUGAAGCUGGGGAGGCUGGCGUUUGAACAUCUGGAGAAAGGAAACAUCAUGUUCUACCAAGAAGACCUGGAACAGUGUGGUCUGGAUGUGACAGAGGCCUCGGUGUACUCAGGAGUUUGUACAGAGAUCUUCAAGAGAGAGUGUGUGAUCUUCCAGAAACCAGUUUACAGCUUUGUUCAUCUGAGCAUUCAGGAGUUUCUGGCUGCAGUCUACAUGUUCCACUGUUUCACCAGCAGGAGGAUGGAGGAGCUGGAGAAGUUCCUGGGAGAUCAUACUAACAGGCAGCUGAAGAAGUUCCUUCGUUAUCGGUUUAAUUAUUAUGAUUUCCUGCAGAGAUUCAUGCAGAAAUCCCUUCAGAGUGAAAAUGGCCACCUGGACCUGUUUGUUCGCUUCCUUCAUGGCCUCUCUCUGGAGUCCAACCAGAGACUCUUAGGAGGUCUGCUGGGUCAGACAGAGAACAGUCCAGGAACCAUCCAGAGUGUCAUCAAGAACCUGAAGGAGAUGAACAGAUAUGAAAUCUCUCCUGACAGAAGCAUCAACAUCUUCCACUGUCUGAUGGAGAUGAAUGACCUCUCAUUAUUUCAGGAGAUCCAGGAGUUCCUGAAGUCAGAGAACAGAUCAAAGAAGGAACUCUCUGUGAUCCAGUGCUCAGCUCUGGCCUUCAUGCUGCAGCUGUCAGAGGAGGUUCUGGAUGAGCUGGACCUGCAGGAGUACAACACAUCAGAUCAGGGACGACACAGACUGAUUCCAGCUGUGAGGAACUGCAGAAAGGCUCGACUGAUUAACUGUGGACUCUCAGUGACUCACUGUGAAGUUGUGGCCUCAGCUCUGAAGUCCAACUCCUCCUAUCUGACACAGCUGGACAUGAGUGAGAACAACCUGCAGGAUUCAGCAGUGAAGCUUCUGUGUGCUGGACUGGAGAGUCCAAACUGUCGACUGGAGACUCUGAGAUUGUAUUGCUGUCGUUUGUCAAAGAUCAGCUGUGAUUAUCUGGCAGCAGCUCUGAAGUCCAACCCCUCCCAUCUGAGACAGCUGGACCUGAGCUGGAACAAUCUGCAGGAUUCAGGAGUGAAGCAUCUGUGUGGUUUUCUGGAGAGUCCACGAUGUGUUCUUGAAACUCUGAGAUUGGAGCGCUGUGGUUUGUCAAAGAUCAGCUGUGAUUAUCUGGCAGCAGCUCUGAAGUCCAACCCCUCCCAUCUGAGACAGCUGCACCUGUGGAGAAACAAGCUGCAGGAUUCAAGAGUGAAGCAGCUGUCUGAUCUUAAGGAGAGUCCACACUGCAGACUGGAGACACUGUGGUGGAGCUGAUGGUAAACAGGACGGUGUGUGUGCUGAGAGAGGAGGAGCUGUGUCCUGAUGAUCCAGAGAGGUUGAAGCAGCAGCAGCUUGUGUGCAGAGACGCUCUGACUGGGCCAUGUUACUGGGAGGUGGAGUGGAGAGGAGAGCUUCAUCCAGCAGUGACUGACAGAGGAAUGAGAAGAAGUGCAGAUGACUGUCAGUGCUGCAGAAUGAACUGCUCUGAGAACAGCUCCACUGUCACACACAAUGUAGAGUCCACCAUCAUCCCUGUGUGUCCCUGUGGAUCUGCCAGAGGAUCAUCAGUGGAUCUGGAUGCUCUGCUGCUGCUCUGUCCUUCUACACAGUCUCUGCAGAGUCUCUGUCUGACACUGGCUUCAGCUUUUCAGGCUUCAUUCUGGAUCACACUCGAGAACAUCACCUGGAAAGGCCUCCAACAACAUCUCCAUCAAGGACACAAUGUUUUUAGGACUUACCCUCGUUCUUUGGUCGCCACCACUUAGUUUUAACUGUACCAAAAUCUGAAACAUUCUGCGAUGAUCCUUCUGGUAGGGAUCAGGUUUGUUUUUGGAUUACUCGUGCAUUAUCAGCUCACUUGUUCUUUUACGCUCUUAAUGGUCCUGAACUAUACAAACAUAUCAUGAAUGGUGUUUUUAAAAUACUUUUAUCACCGUACCUUUACAAUGUUAUGUUUCCGAAGAAUCGGUCUGUCAUGAGAGCAUGCAUUUUUAGUUGUGCACUUAUUUUAUUGCUUUUAUUACUUUCUGGAAAUGUCCAUGUAAACCCUGGUCCAUGUGGUAAUUCAGAUACUGCAAAUAAUACCUUACCAUCAGGGGAUCUUUCUUAUGCCGAGUUUGCUCUCGCAAUAGUUUGGGUUUUAUGCAUAUCAAUGCAAGGAGUUUAAUGUCUAAAAUGGAUCAACUCAGGGUGUGGGUUGAAUGUACCAAACCUGAAUUUGUGGUUGUCUCAGAAACAUGGCUGUGCAAUUCUAGUGUCUAUCCUGAUCUGCACUUGUCUGGGUACACUUUUUACUGGCAAGACAGG